AUGAGAAUACCAGGAGGAAAACUGACAUUGAAGAUCCCUUGGAAGAACUUGUACAAUGAUGCUGUAGUUGCAACGUUAGAUGGUCUCUAUCUGCUGGUGGUUCCUGGAGCAACGAUAAAGUAUGACGCCGCGAAGGAGGAGCGUUACCAGCAGGAGGCCAAGCAGAAGGAGCUGCAGCGCAUUGAGGAGGCGCUACUGAUGGCUGCUCGCAGAGAAAAGCCUCAGAAAGAUGAGAAGAAGGACACGUUUGCUGAGAAGCUGGCCACGCAAGUCAUCAAGAACCUGCAAGUCAAGAUCACCAGCAUCCAUAUCAGAUAUGAGGACGAUAUAUUAGACCCCCAGCAGCCCCUCUCUAUGGGAGUCACCCUGGCUGAGCUGAGUCUACAGACGACCGAUGAGAACUGGAAGUCGUGUAUUCUGAACGAGGCAGCCAGGAUCAUCUACAAGCUGGGCCGUUUGGAAUGUCUGUGCGCCUACUGGAACGUCAACAGUCCCAUCUUCUAUAAAGGCUCCUGGGAAGAGAUACUG
This is a messenger RNA of Oncorhynchus keta (chum salmon), 528 nucleotides long. RefSeq names its product intermembrane lipid transfer protein VPS13C-like. Gene Ontology annotation, cellular component: extrinsic component of membrane. NCBI's taxonomy places the organism in Eukaryota, Metazoa, Chordata, Actinopteri, Salmoniformes, Salmonidae. The annotation marks the transcript as partial. Gene Ontology annotation, biological process: mitochondrion organization; protein retention in Golgi apparatus; protein targeting to vacuole. The record is from RefSeq and is a predicted model, not a curated record. The transcript has 8 exons.